This is a messenger RNA of Akanthomyces muscarius, 2520 nucleotides long. RefSeq lists its product as uncharacterized. Gene Ontology annotation, biological process: small GTPase-mediated signal transduction; cytoskeleton organization. The transcript is spliced from 4 exons. NCBI's taxonomy places the organism in Eukaryota, Fungi, Ascomycota, Sordariomycetes, Hypocreales, Cordycipitaceae. Bases 1 to 2520 code for a protein of 839 amino acids. The record is from RefSeq and is a predicted model, not a curated record. Gene Ontology annotation, molecular function: GTPase activator activity. Gene Ontology annotation, cellular component: cell division site; cytoplasm; plasma membrane.
AUGCCGGGGUUCGCAGACUCCUUUUGGUCGAAUGACUAUGCUGGGGGACUGGGAGUCUUGUUUGGCAAGCUCCAGCAAGGUGUCAUGGAGGACCGACAGAUCUUGACUCUCGCCAGACUACGAGCCGAAGCCGAGGACGUUUACGGCCAGCGCCUUGCAGACAUUGCCCCAGCGGCUGACCGGGUUUCCGGUGGCUUCUCCCGAGAUGACGGCGCUACUGUUCGCAAGGCUUACGACGGCAUGCGAACCGAAAUGCAGGAUGCUGCCAAGAGCCACCGACGCAUUGCGCAAAACAUUCGCGACCUCGUUGUUAAUCCCUUCGCUCGUUGGUGCGAUGCGCACGAAUCCCGCAUUCAGGAUUCACAAGACGAUUUGCAAGCGCGCACAAAAGCACACGACCGACAGGCCGAAACCGUCAAGAAACUACGCUCCAACUACUUCAACAAAUGCCGUCUAGUCGAAGACCUUGAGGAAGAGAACAAGCUUGCUUUCCAGGAGCCCGAGUCGAGCCCUAAAAACGGUGCCCAGAUCCCGGAAAUCAAGGUUCAGCCUCACAAGGAAGAAGAGAGCCGUGAUGACGAGGAGAUUUUUGAGAUUGGUGACGAAAUUUAUCAACCCGAUCAGCUCAAAAAAAUCAUCUCUCACAUGCUCUCCAAUAUCAAAAUGGGAGAGACCAAGGUGCCAAUUCUUGGCACAUAUCUCAAUACUUCAGCUGGCUCUGAUAUCGUUGAGUAUCUCCAACGCAGCAUGGCCACGAGCAGCGUGAGCUAUGCCGAGCGCAUUGGCCAAGAUCUGAUCUCUAACGGCCUGCUUCGUCUGAUUGGAAAUGUCGGCAGUACUUUUGCCAACAGCUCCAAAUUGUUUUAUCAGUGGCGUCCAAAGGCAUUCCGUUUGGCUGGCAUUCCUGAGAAGAAGCAGACGCUUAACCGCACAUUUUCUUUACCCAUCUCAGAGUCGAGCGACUCCCCCGUCGUCGGAACUGUCAGCGAGUACCUCGCUAACUGGAACGUUCUCAACAACUCCCACCCGAACGAGACACCCGCACAGCGACUGCAAAGGGAAGCGAGAGAAACUGAUGAGAAAUACAAGUCUGCAGUCAAAAAGCUCGAUCAGCUCAGAUGCGACCUGGAACAAUCCAUCUUUAUCCACCUCAAGUUUCUUGAGCAGUGCGAGCUGGACCGCCUCAAGGCUAUCAAGACUGUUAUUCUUGACUUUUCCGGUACCAUCAGCAACGUCAUCCCCAGCCUUCAAUCUACAGUCGACAAGAUGAUGCUUUUCCAAGAGACCGUUCAGCCUCUGGGCGAUCUACGAUACCUUUUGGAAACGUAUCGCACCGGCGGCUUUGUGCCACGAGUUGCAGUUUACGAAAACUACUACAACAAGGUUGACGACCAGAUAUUUGGUGUAGAUCUCGAGGCCCGCGCUCGUGCAGAUAAGAAACGCGUCCCCGUCAUUGUCACUGCGAUCCUGACCUACCUUGACCAUCACUAUCCUGAUCUUGAAGGCGACGAGGCUAGAAGAGGUGUCUGGCUUGUGGACGUUCCUCUGGCGCAAACGCAUCGUCUUCGGGCAAAGCUCAAUAACGAUGGCGUAGUCACCCAGGAAGUCUUCAGUGACUUUGACAUCCCCACAGUCGCCAGUCUUCUUAAGCUCUACCUUCUUGAACUCCCCGACUCACUUGUGUCUACUCAUGUCUAUGAAAUCGUCCGCACCAUUUACACGACGCCCGCUGCUGAAGGCACCGAGUCAUCGCGCAUUGCUGUUCUGCAACAAACCCUGUCACAACUCAGACUAUCCAACAUUGCAACUCUCGAUGCCUGCAUGAAUCAUUUUACCCGGCUGAUCGACUUGACGUCGGCUGAUGACGGAUAUGUGGCUGCUCUUGCUGCUACGCUCUCGCGCUGCAUUCUCCGCCCACGUGCCGAGACUUCGCUCACCAUGGAAGAGAAGCAUGCCAUCCGACUUGUCCGUGAUUUGUUCGCCCACAAGGAUGCCAUCUUUAGUGAACUGAAGCGCAUGUCGACACUAAGCCAUUCGUCCUCCGUCGGAGGUAAUCGGCCUCGCGCUAUCAGCACAGACGAGAGCAACCGCAAGGCCCUGAUGGAAGAGCGCAACAGAGCCCUGCUAGAAAAAGCCUCGGCUAGCCGCAGCCGCGCCACCAGCCCUGCUCCCGGGUCGAGCCGCGGGCAUCGCCGUGACCGCAGCAGCGGGGGUCCCGAGACCCGAUUCCCCAUCCAGACCAGCCCAACCUCCAACGACAGACACAGGAGCAGCCUGGGCAGCAGUCUCGCAAGCGCCGUGAACCGCCAGAGCCUCGAGGUUCCCGCGGAAGGAUCCCUGACGCCGCCCGAAACCCUCAACGGCGCCGCCCCCGCGGGCGAGGGCAACCGUGAGCGCACCGACAGCUUGACCAAGGGCACCCCGACGAGGUUCGUCGGCGGCCGCCGCGUGCCCAACUCUCCGCCGGCCGACGACGGUGCCCGUGGCGUGACGCUCGAAGACAAGCCCAUGGAUGACUAG